AUGCCCAAUCAAACAUCAGUCACUGAAUUUCUUCUCCUCGGAGUGACAGACAUCCAAGAACUGCAGCCUUUGCUCUUCGUGCUUUUCCUCCCAAUUUACCUGGUCAUCAUGGCUGGGAACGGAGCCAUCCUGAUGGUUGUCAUCUCUGAGCCAAGACUCCAUCCUCCUAUGUAUUUCUUCCUGGGAAACCUGUCCUGUCUAGAUAUCUGCUACUCCACAGUGACACUGCCAAAGAUGCUGGGGAACUUCCUCUCCUCACACAAAGAAAUUUCUUUCUGGGGAUGCAUAAGCCAGCUUCACUUCUUCCACUUCCUCGGCAGCACAGAGGCCCUGUUGUUGGCCGUGAUGGCUUUUGACCGCUUCGUGGCUAUCUGCAAACCACUUCGUUACACUCUUAUCAUGAAUCCUCGGGUCUGUGCUCAAAUGGCUGUCACUGUCUGGAUCACUGGUUUUCUCUAUGCCCUUCUGCAGUCCGUAAUGACCUCUCGCUUAUACUUCUGUGGUUCCAACUACAUCCAUCACUUCUUCUGUGAUAUUAAGCCUUUGCUCAAGCUGGCCUGUGGGAACAUUGAGCUUAACCAGUGGCUGCUCAGCAUUGUCACGGGGACUAUUGCCAUGGGCCCAUUCUUUCUAACACUUCUCUCCUAUGGCUACAUUAUCACCCAUCUUUCCUUCAAGACCCAUUCUUGCAGCAUGCUUCAUAAAGCACUGUCCACUUGUGCCUCCCACUUCAUGGUAGUUGUUCUUUUCUUUGCUCCCGUUGUUUUCACGUAUAUUCGUCCUACCUCAGGUAGCUCCAUGGACCAGGACAGGAUCAUUGCCAUUAUGUACAGUGUGGUCACUCCUGUACUAAAUCCACUCAUCUAUACUUUGAGGAACAAGCAAGUAAAAGGAGCCUUAAGGAGGGUGAUCAGAAGGAGGCUCUGACUUGAAGGAGUCUAGAGAAGUCUUCUGAGGCAUAAAAAAAGGCAAUGAGAAAGUUGAAAUGUGAAAUUACACUGCUUCUCAAAUAAUUUACCAUAUAUAUAACAGAGGGCACUGGAUAAAAAAUAAAUGUGUAGGUCUAUUCAAGUUGUAUUAAACAAUGCAUUCUUAGGUGAUAGAAAGGGAAGUUGAACAAAUGAAACACCAGCCAUGGAACUCUAAUUCUGAAUUUGUGAGAUAUCAGGUGAAUAAACUGAUUUGCUAUAUAUUCUAAUGUGUUCACCUCUGUAUUUACAUA
Messenger RNA from Sus scrofa (pig), 1222 nucleotides. Its product is annotated as olfactory receptor 12D1-like. Gene Ontology annotation, biological process: G protein-coupled receptor signaling pathway. Gene Ontology annotation, cellular component: membrane. Lineage: Eukaryota; Metazoa; Chordata; Mammalia; Artiodactyla; Suidae. Gene Ontology annotation, molecular function: G protein-coupled receptor activity; olfactory receptor activity. The record is from RefSeq and is a predicted model, not a curated record.